AUGUCUUGCGGAACCGUUUUUGAGCUCAAUACUGGCGCCAAGAUUCCUGCCGUGGGUCUUGGUACAUAUCGUUCCAAGCCUGAAGAAGUCUAUGACGCCGUCCUCAAGGCUAUCAAGACCGGAUACCGACAUAUUGACGCUGCCUACAUCUAUGGCAAUGAAAAGGAAGUGGGUAAAGCUAUCCGCGACAGCGGUGUGCCACGUGAAGAACUGUUUGUGACCACCAAAUUGUGGAAUACAUUCCAUCGUCCUGAAGAUGUGCAAGCCGGUCUUCAAGCUUCCUUGGAUAAUUUGCAAAUUGACUAUCUCGACUUGUGGUUGAUGCACUGGCCCAUCGCCUUUGUUCCCGGCGACAGCUCGAUUAAACCCGACCAAGUUCAAUUGGAUGAUACGGAUUUUGUCGAUACCUACAAGGCUAUGGAAAAGUUGGUGGGACCCAAAGUGCGAGCCAUUGGUGUCAGCAACUUUAGCGUGCCCAAACUUGAAAAACUUCUUGCAGAAACAACGGUGGUGCCUGCAGCGAAUCAGGUGGAAUUGCAUCCUUAUCUUCCCCAGCGAAAAUUGCUGGAUUUUUGUCGCGAAAAGGGCAUUCACGUCACGGCAUACUGUCCCCUUGGCAGCGUCGAUUCUCCUCUUAUGAAGGACCAGAAACUUCUUGACCUGGCCAAGAAGUAUAACGCGUCACCCGCUCAAAUGCUCAUUUCAUGGGGUGUGAAGCGAGGCACGUCCGUGAUUCCAAAGUCCGUCACGCCUUCGCGUAUUGAAAAGAACUUCCAUGUUGUCCCGCUUAGAGACGAGGAUUUCAACACCUUGGACAGCCUCGUUAGCGAUGAGAAUCCUCGACGCAUCGUCGAUCCCAUCAACUUUUGGGGAGUCAGCAUCUUUUAAAACAUAUGAGAUAAUUACAAUAAAUCAGAAAUAUUUGAGAUCGUCUACUGUGCAAAAAGAUUGACGUUCCGUCCACCGGAAGGUUGUUUGACUCAUGAAAUAGACGCGUUCGGAGAAACAAGGAUUAAUUAAAUAACGG
This is a messenger RNA of Radiomyces spectabilis, 1027 nucleotides long. Its product is annotated as NADP-dependent oxidoreductase domain-containing protein. Gene Ontology annotation, cellular component: cytosol. Gene Ontology annotation, molecular function: aldose reductase (NADPH) activity. NCBI's taxonomy places the organism in Eukaryota, Fungi, Mucoromycota, Mucoromycetes, Mucorales, Radiomycetaceae. The coding region runs from base 1 to 888 and encodes 295 amino acids. The transcript is spliced from 9 exons. The record is from RefSeq and is a predicted model, not a curated record.